Messenger RNA from Staurois parvus, 256 nucleotides. Lineage: Eukaryota; Metazoa; Chordata; Amphibia; Anura; Ranidae. The record is from the annotation of a GenBank genome assembly.
CAAUGCAGGGGCGGGUGGCCAUUUAUCAAUGGCCUUCCCACUCCCUGCUUGAGCGCGCUCCCUGGGAGUGCGCAGCACCGCGAUCCGGUGCCCGCUGUGUCUGCGAUCCGGUGCCAAUCAUAUGAUCACUGAUUGGCCAAUCAGUGAUCACUACGUGUGAAAUCUGUGAAUGAUCACAGAGGUCACAUGGUACAAGGCUAUUCACAACAGCCUUGUACCAUGUGACAAGCUGUGACCAAUCACAGGUCGCACAGUA